Spea bombifrons (plains spadefoot toad) is the source of this 7124-nucleotide messenger RNA. It is a transcript of the gene ARHGAP21, whose product is annotated as Rho GTPase activating protein 21. Lineage: Eukaryota; Metazoa; Chordata; Amphibia; Anura; Pelobatidae. The record is from RefSeq and is a predicted model, not a curated record. Bases 155 to 6004 code for a protein of 1949 amino acids. Gene Ontology annotation, biological process: signal transduction; Golgi localization. Gene Ontology annotation, molecular function: protein binding. The transcript has 25 exons.
UAGCGCCCCCCGCUCUCGUCGACAGUCUAACUCUACCGACGUCCUGUUACUCCCGAUGCCGCCUUCUCCUCCCCCUUCCGUGGCUUCUGUCUCCUUCCCCAAUGUGGACUCCCCAAGCAGUUUCGCUCCUCCUUUGUAAUCAGCACAGGGAAUCAUGGCGACCCGCCGGACAGCUCCACCUGAGGAGGACGGCGAGAAGAAACAGCAGCUACAGAAGCCCAUCAGCCCGGGCAAUGAGGUUUCAAAAAAUAAAGAUGGGCUUGAACAGAGUGAGGUGGUAUCGCCGACGGAGGAGGAAGUCUUUUCCUGGCCUGGUCCAAAGACUGUAGUCUUGAGAAGAAUUUCCGGGGGGUUUGGAUUUACUCUGAGGCAUUUUAUUGUGUACCCCCCUGAGUCGGCUGUUCAUACAUCUACAAAGAAUGAAGAGAAUGGAAACCGAAGCGAAAGCCAAAGGAACCGUUUGGAGCCAAUGGACACAAUAUUUGUGAAGCAAGUUAGAGAAGGAGGAUCGGCUCAUGAAGCAGGACUGUGUACAGGGGACAGAAUCAUUAAAGUCAAUGGUGAAAGUGUGAUUGGCAAGACAUAUUCACAAGUAAUUGGACUAAUCCAGAACAGCGAUUCCACAUUAGAACUUAGUGUGAUGCCAAAAGAUGAAGACAUCCUCCAAUUGCUGCAGUUUCCAAAGGAUGUCACGGCUCUGGCAUAUUCCCAAGAUGCUUACCUGAAAGGAAAUGAAGCCUACAGUGGAAAUGCACACAAUAUACCUGAACCUCCUCCCAUAUGUUAUCCCAGAAUAAAGCCUACUGCUUCUGCCAUGGCUCAGCCCGUUGAAGUUCCUCCUCCGAGCACGUCGCUAGCCAAGCAACAAUCCCUCCGACAGGGGCGCACAUCGAUACCCCAGGACAGAAGCUACAGAGUUGAGAUACAAGUGCCUCCGUCACCAACAGAUGUGAAAUCUAGCACAGCUGUAUGCGUCUGCAAUGAAGCUGUGAGAACUGUUAUUGUGCCUUCUGAGAAGGCUGUAGAUUUUUCAUCAAAUAGAAUUAAUCUUGGUGGCUCUUUGCACAAGACUGAAGAGGUAAGAUAUGGAUUGGCCGAUCCAUCUACAGUCAAAGUAAAAUCAAAAGCCGGGUCACCACCUUCUACCGCUCCAGCUUUAGUGCCGAUGGUUCCGGUUGCUUGGCAGACGGAAAGCGGUGGAUACAUGAGCAAGCCUCCAAGCUGUGGUGGACAUGUAGAGGUGUUUGGUGUUAGAACAAAUGCUCAAGGGGAACAAUCUCCUUCCACUGCGAAUCACUGUUCUUCACCGACUUCACAAAUAGACUGGAGGAACUAUAAAACGUACAAAGAAUAUAUAGAAAGUAGACGCAUGCAAAUGUACGGAAGCAGAACAAUACAGGAAAGGUUGGACAGCCUUCGAGCAGCAUCUCAGAACACAACAGAUUACAAAUUGCCAAAUUGUACUUCGGUGCAAGUCAGGAGACGUAGCACUUCCCAUGAGAGAGUGCCACUUUCUGUCCAAAUCCGCCAACGAAGUGUUUCACAGGAAAGGUUGGAAGAUGCUGUGUUAAUGAAAGAAUGGCCCAGGAGUGCCUCCCAGGAUACUUUGACACAACCGGUGGUUGGCCCUCGGAACCACAGGUCGGAAUCUUGGGAUUACCUUUCGAGAAAAGGAGAAACGGACCAUUUUAUGCCAGACGUUCAUGACACUAACGGGGACAGAAAGCACAAUUACAAAUGGACUGGAUUUACUGAGCAGGACGACAGACGGGGUAUAUAUGAACGGCCAAGGCAACAUGCUUUUAACAUGUCUCUUCGAUCACCCAACUACGGCAUGACCCCUGCUGCGUACAGUUCAGACGUUAGACGGAUCGGUGCUAGAGGAUUCACCUCUGCGCAUCCACUGCAAAAAGCUCUGCCUGAUAUGAAAACCAAUCAGCCCACAAUGAACUUUCAGAAAAUGUCUCUUAGGACUGGACAUCCUCGACCUGAGAGAUCAAACUUUGCCAUCACUAAGACUAAUUCUAUGAGAAACCCAACAGCGUAUGCGCCCAAACCAUUUUCUCUUAAUGUAAAUUUAGAAGGCGGCAUCGUGAAAGACCAAAAAGUAAAUCAUAUGUAUAAAAGUGCGCCUCUAGGCUUGCACAAAUUAACACCGACUGAAAGUACACCUAUAUCUCAGCGGGAAUGUAACAUCAAGUCUCCGAUCGCCACUUCACCUCUGGUUCCCGCAAAGCCUGAACACCAGGUUACAAAUAGCACACCUACCUCUGAGAACGGAGAUGUUCCAAAAAGUCAAAGCCCUGAGGCGACUGCCUGUGACUCUGGUUCGGAGCGGAACUCUAUGGAUUCGGUCAUUUUGAGAGAGAAACCUCCUUCUGGCCGUCAAACGCCUCAGCCCUUAAGACAUCCAUCUUAUAUCUUUGCUGUAAACGAGCCGGAAGUUGUGCCCGAUGCUACCUGCUGGCUACCAAAUGAUGCCCGUCGAGAAGUUCAUAUAAAGAGGAUUGAGCAAAAGAAAGCGUCUGGCUCUGGGUCACCUGGUGAUUCGUUGGCAUCCAUUCCUUUUAUCGAUGAACCAACGAGCCCCAGUAUCGACCAUGAAAUAGCAAACAUUCCUGCCUCUGCCGUGAUUUCCAUCUCCGUGCAGCCGCCCCCCACCAUAACCACGGUUCCUCCAAGUCCUACCUCUCCAGGGCCGGUAUUGCAGCGCCAUCUGUCCCAUGAUAACGGGUCUAUAAGGCCCAGUGUACUAAAGGUCCACUCCAGCUCUAAAACCGAAAGGUCAAAAUCUUGUGAUGAGGGGCUUGAUGAUUACAAGGAGGGAGUAAACAGAACCUUGGAGCACGUUUCCAGCCUUAAACGGAUCAACGCCCCGGAGAACGUGCAAUCGUCAGACUCCGAAUCCAGGAAAGAUUCUUCUUCUGAUGUCUUCAGUGAUUCAAACAAGGAAGGCUAUUUGUAUUUCAGACAGUUAGUCACCGACAAAGGAAAGCGGGUUGGCGGGAGUAUUAGGCCCUGGAAGCAAAUGUAUGUCGUCUUGCGGAGCUCCUCUCUGUAUUUGCACAAAGAUAAGAAAGACCAAACCGGCCACUCUUCAUCUCAGUCUGAGGAGGAGCAGCCGAUAAACAUUAAUGGAUGUUUGAUAGAUAUAUCGUACAGUGAAACCAAGCGCAAGAAUGUGUUCCGUCUUACGACGUCCGACCGGGAAUGCCUUUUUCAAGCUGAAGACCGAGAUGAUAUGUUGGCGUGGAUUAAGGCCAUACAGGAGAACUGCAAUCUAAACGACGAGCAAACGGGCCAAGCGAGCAGGGACCUGAUUAGCAGGAGGAUUAAAGAGUACAACACAAUGAUGAGCUGCUCAAGCAACAAAACGGAGCCUUCCCCCAAAACCCCGCGGCAGAGCCUGAGCAUCCGCCAGACGUUCCUGGGUACAAAACCGGAAACAAGGACCCAGAGCCCCCACUCUCCAAAGCAGGAAUCGGAACGGAAACUGCUAAACAAAGAUGACACUAGUCCACCUAAAGACAAAGGCACGUGGAGGAAGGGAAUUAGCAUCAUGCGGAAGACGUUUGAGAAGAAGCCAACUUGUGGUGGGACCUUUGGUGUGCGCCUUGAUGAUUGUCCACCUGCUCACACGAAUAAAUACAUUCCUUUGAUAGUAGACAUAUGCUGUAAAUUAGUCGAAGAAAGAGGACUUGAAUACACGGGCAUAUACCGAGUGCCGGGGAACAACUCGGCCAUAUCGAACUUGCAGGAGGAGCUCAACAAAGGAUUUAUUGACAUCGACGUCCAAGAUGAUAAAUGGCGAGACUUGAAUGUCAUAAGCAGUCUGCUAAAAUCUUUCUUCCGGAAACUCCCUGAGCCGCUUUUUACCAACGAGAAGUACAAUGAUUUCAUUGAAGCAAAUCGGAAGGAGGACCCUGUAGUAAGACUUAAAACCCUCAAGCAACUGAUCAAAAUUCUACCCGGUCAUCACUAUGAAACAUUAAAGUUCUUAUCUGCGCAUUUAAAGACCGUGGCAGACCAUUCUGAAAAGAACAAGAUGGAGCCGCGGAACUUGGCCAUCGUGUUCGGCCCUACUCUUGUCCGCACGUCUGAGGACAAUAUGACUCAUAUGGUCACGCAUAUGCAAGACCAGUACAAGAUAGUGGAGACUCUAAUUCAACAUCACGACUGGUUUUUCACAGAAGAAAAUGAAGAUGACCCAAUUACAACUGUGCAGCAGGACAACACCAUUGAAUCCCAGCCGGUGCCCAGUAUAGACCAUCUACUGACCAACAUCGGGAGGGCUGGAACGUCUCCUACAGACAUAUCAGAUUCCGCUACUAGUGACUCGGCAAAAUCUAAGGGUUCUUGGGGAUCUGGAAAAGAUCAGUAUAGCAGGGAGCUGCUAGUUUCCUCCAUCUUCGCUGCAGCCAGUCGCAAGCGAAAGAAGCAUAAAGAUAAGCCGCAGCCUAGCAGUUCCGAAGAUGAGCUGGAAAAUGUGUUUUGCAAAAAGGACCUCUCUCCUGCGGAGUUUCGCAAAUCAGACGGUGGUAAAAGCGAAACUGAAAAAGAUGGCAAGGUGAUUACAAAAUUCAAAGGAUUGGCAUUAAAAGAGGUUGAAGAUAUUAAUAAGACUGAACCAAGCGUGAGUAAGGGCUACCAGCUGAGAAAAGAGAGUACCCCCUCUGACGAACCCAGUUGUCUUCCAAAAGACAUAAAGUCUCCGACCACGGGUCAAUGGCUAAAUGUUCCAUCAUACGAGAAGAAAACGCCUGCAUCAAAAACAAACUUCCAUGUGGAAGAGAGCAUGUCUGACUCUGGAACGAUACUUAGCACAUCAUCCCAGGCCUCUGCUCAUAGGUCGAAACAUAAAGUAACUAGUCCCGAAAUGAAAGGUAGUGAUUUUUUAACGGCAGAUAAAGCGUCCAUUACCUCGGAUUACUCUACAACAUCAUCAACGGUAUAUGGGACGGGACUGGACCCAAACCUUAUCAGCCCUGAGGUUCAAUCUGUAGCGGAAAGCAAGGGCGAUGAAGCAGAUGAUGAGCAAAGCGAAUUGGUCAGCGAAGGUAGACCCGUGGAGACGGACAGUGAAAGUGAUUUCCCCAUCUUUGCUUCAAGCGCCGCGUUUGAUAGACAACAGCGGGCAAAAGCAGAAGAGAUGCCAAAGGGCAGUCGGAGGAACUCGGAAGGAAGUGCUGGUUGUACAGAAGGCAGUUCAACGCCAAGGCUGGAAUGUCGGCGACUCAGCUCACACAAACUUAUUGAAUGUGACACUUUGUCAAGAAAAAAAUCCGUACGAAAAAAGACAGACAGUGAAUGUUCAGCAGAAGGAGCUGCGGAAAUUAUGGAAAUGUCUAAUGCGGCAGAGGCAACAAAUAAAGCUAGAUAUAUCGGCAAUCUGGACCUGCAAGUAAAAAGCGAGCCUGAAAAUCAGGAACUUGCCUGGAGACUCAAAAUUACAGACAGGUUGAAACUGAGACUCAAGGCAUCUGCGGAUGACAUGUUUGGAAUAGGAAGUCAAAAAGCACAUAACACCACAGAAAACCGGAAGAAGAAAAACAUUAGGCGGAGGCACACACUGGGUGGACAAAGAGACUUUGCUCAGAUAAGCAUCUUGAACGCCUGGAAAAUCCAUGAACCAGGUAAUGAGAGAGAAGCAGAACUGUCAGCCGUAGAUCGGUUGAAGCCAAAGUGCCCAUCGCAGGACCUUUCUAUCUCGGAAUGGCUCGCGCGGGAACGUCUACGUUCGGAACUCAACUCUGGGGAACCUGAAGAUCAGGUUUCUAAGAACACUAACUUAAAUCCAACAUCUUCAUCACAAGCAAACAUAGCAAGUUCAAGCGGAGCAGCCGAAAACUCCUCCGAUGCAAUCGCUAACCCUCCUGAUGAUCAAUUAAAUGGGGAGAGCUACCAGAGUAAGAACAAGAACAACUUUAGCCCGGCUGUGGAUGCCCACCCCCAUAAACUGUCUGGUACCCAGGUCGUUAGAUCUCGAUUCUACCAGUAUCUUUAAACGCAAGUGACAACGGCGUUUGAAUAGACUCUAGUUCUUCUCCAGUGUAUAUUGUUCUGUGCCUUUUUUACAUUUUAUUUUAUUCGCAGCCUGAGUGUGGGCUGGAUUCAUUCAUGAGCUCUGUGGAAAGUCUUUGCAGAGCUUUGCUGCGGCCGGAAGAACUUCAUACAAACCGAAUUAAUUUGAGUUGUAAGAACUUGGUAAUCGGAACAAAUGAAUUGCUUACAGAUUGUGUAAAUAUUAGUGACUGGUGCUGGCCAUGUCGUUAGCUGACAUUGACACAUAACAAAUGUUCUUUUUGAUUUUAGUCACUAAGAGAAAGUGCCUCAUGAAUUCAUCUUUUUUUUUGAUAGGGUGCCAUAUUUUUACAUGUUAAUUGGAGAAACCUACUGUGAACAAAUAUAGCAUAUUUUACCAGUGACCAGUUUUGCAUUAAAUUUUACAUAUUUUAACAGGUGGAUUAAGAGCUUCCAUUCGUUACGCAUUCCAGUUCAGUCUCCGAGUUUUAUAUACGAACUUUUAAUACAGUUUGAGUUUUAUGUGACUUGAAUUUUUAAUCUUUCUGUAAGAUACAGUAACAAAAAUGUAUAUAUUACAUGUGUAUCUUUUCUUCAGAUACCAAGAUUUGAUAUAAAUGUUGUAAGAUAGGCAUGUAGAUAGUGAAUCCUGGAUGGAACUGGUUUCUUUUAUUGAAAAGAAUAUAAAUGUGCAUGAAUCCCUACUAUGCCCUUGUAUCAUGCCUGUGUGCAUACCCACUUAAACACUGGAAAUAAAAUUGUUUUGGUGAUUUUUUUUUAAAGCUUUAUUUAAAAAGAUACAAAAUGGUUCAUCCCACAAUAUUGUAUAGCAGCUGUAAGGUUUUAUAAGGCCAAAUUAAUUUAAGAAAGCACAAGAUAUCUGGGCAAGGCAGCGACAUGGGGACCACCGAACGAGUCUCAACUUGUCAAGCCUUUUUUGCAUUUAAUAAAAGACUGAAUUAGACAGGUAAAUGUGUAAAAAUAAUAAAAUACAUAAAUGUCCAGCUGAUUAUAAGCAUAAAUUAGAUGCUUAAUGGAAUAACGUACUGGUCUUGCGUCUGUGUAGUUCUCUGGUUCUUAAAUAAACUUUAUUUUAUACAUAA